GUGGUAGCCUUGCACUUCCUGUUAGCUCGGAGACGACAGCGGACGAGCGGCUAAAAAAGUAUCAAUGUUUUUGUGUAAAAUUGCGGCAUAGUUGUUCAUAAACUUAGUACUUCUGGAGUGUUUAAGGUCCACAUCAAGGAGACGAAAUGAUCCGCUUCAUCCUGAUCCAGAACAGAGCCGGAAAAACACGACUGGCCAAGUGGUAUAUGCAGUUUGAUGAUGAUGAAAAACAGAAGUUGAUUGAGGAAGUCCAUGCUGUGGUCACUGUCAGGGAUGCUAAACACACUAACUUUGUGGAGUUCAGAAACUUCAAGAUCAUUUACCGGCGCUAUGCUGGUCUAUACUUCUGUAUUUGUGUGGAUGUGACUGAUAAUAACUUGGCAUACCUUGAGGGAAUCCACAACUUUGUAGAGGUGCUGAAUGAGUAUUUUCACAAUGUGUGUGAACUGGACCUCGUUUUCAACUUCUACAAGGUAUACACGGUGGUGGAUGAGAUGUUCCUAGCAGGAGAGAUCAGGGAGACGAGCCAGACCAAGGUCCUGAAGCAGCUCCUCAUGCUCCAGUCGCUUGAGUAAAGAACAGCCAUCCUUCCUACCUGUCCAGUUACCUGCUGCCCUGGCGCCUAAACCAACCUCACCACUCGAUCACAAUAUUCUGGAAGGAACCCCUUUAUGAUUGAUCUGCCUCUUCAGAGCUUAGACAGGAGUAGGAUGUUUUUAACCAGACAUGCAUACAUAGAAUUGUUUACAUAUAGAUAUAUGAUGUAGAGUUCAACUAGUCUGAUUGUCAUGUCGCAGUAUUCUCUAUCUGUUGUACUGCUAAAUGAGGUUAACCAGUAUGAAGGCUGUUCAUUUCAAUGUGACAAAUGUGACCUUUUGACAUUUCAAAUACUGCCUAAACUACAUUCACCUUGAUAUUCUGUUCUUUUGUCCAAAAGCCAGAGGCUGCAGAAAUUCCGUAUUUCAUAUAUUAAAUAGUUUGUCUUUUCGUUCAUUGCUGUGCAGUGUGAAAACGCUGAUGUCGAUCCACCAGUGUGGCACUGUUCUCCCCGUCCCUCCUCUUCUCCUCCCCCCUUUCUUGCCUCAACAUUCAUUUAAAAGCACUACUGUAACUAACAAGCACCAUCUACAAAGAAAAGGCCUAUUAUGAUCUAUGUACAGACAGCAGCCACUCAACCUGGAUAAAACCUAUGUAAAGAAAGACCUUGCUAGUGGAGUGAUGUACGACUCAUCAUGUGCUCAGUGCAAGCAAACUACAACUUGAAAGCCCUUUAGAGUAAUUGACCCAUCGCUGAGUCCGUAAUUGAAUGGAGUGUACUUGGAUCGAGAGCUAUUUUGAUAGUGUGUUAUGGCAACCUGUGCACUGUCACACCUCCUUGUGGUUGAUGAAGAUAAACUUUGAUGGUCACAUUAGAUGAGACCCCUGUACUGUUGAUUUAUCUGUUCUAGUCAUUCAACACGCAUCUCAAAUCAUCAUUUGAUGCGAAGCUGCAUUAAAUGGUGCUUGUUGGUUACAUUUAGAACACUUAAACACACCUAGAUUGCAAAAAUACAGCAGAACUGGAGUGUUUUUAGUGAUAAUAUAAAGUAUAUUUUACUUAAAGCAGUACUGUGACGUUUGCUUUGAAUGGUAUGUAUAUAUGUGUCUCUUACAUUUGUUUUUUGUGAAAUUAAUACAUUCAUUCCAGAAAGAGUGGUUCUGGCUCACUGUAAGGUUCGAGCAGUAUGUUGAAUGGUGCAGUUACUUUUGCAUAAAGUAAUUUGGUUUUUAAUUCCUUCACAGCCCUCAUAAACAUUUUGCAAAAUAUUGUAUUCAUUUUCUUAUGCUGGACAAUGUUAUUACUUGCCACACUUAAUUUCAUCCAUAUCUAUCAAGGUGUCAAAGGUGGUUCCAAAUGUUACCGUUGUUGAACUUUUGUAUUUUUUUUUUUUAUGAUUAGGCAAUAGUGAAAUAUGUACUGCUUCCCUUUCCUCAUCCUCCUGUGAGUUUGUUGUUGAACGAUGUGUGCGUGUUACUGUCUCCUAUCCAGCUACUCACGUCAAUAUGUCCAAUUCUAUGUAAAUAACAAAAUAAACAGAUGAAGUGAUACACAAA
Molecule: messenger RNA, 2094 nt
Organism: Sphaeramia orbicularis (orbiculate cardinalfish)
Lineage: Eukaryota; Metazoa; Chordata; Actinopteri; Kurtiformes; Apogonidae
Gene: ap2s1
Product: adaptor related protein complex 2 subunit sigma 1
Exons: 5
Coding region: 147-575 (142 amino acids)
Biological process (GO): clathrin-dependent endocytosis; intracellular protein transport
Cellular component (GO): membrane coat; AP-2 adaptor complex
Molecular function (GO): clathrin-cargo adaptor activity
Source: RefSeq, a predicted model, not a curated record